AUGAAUAAUCUUGGAGUGAAGAUGAUGAUGCAGAAGAAAGUGGCGGUUCUCUACCAUUACCCUUGCCACGACGGCGUCUUCGCCGCUUUAGCCGCUCAUCUCUACUUGUCAGCGAAAUCAAUCCCUUCGCUCUUCUUCCCCAACACAGUCUAUUCUCCGAUCACAAUCAACCAACUUCCUCUCCAAGAAAUCAGCCAUCUCUACCUUCUCGAUUUCACAGGCCCUCCUGGCUUCGUCCACCAAGUCUCUCCCAAACUCGAACACGUCGUGAUCCUCGACCACCACAAAACCGCCAUCGAGACCCUCGGAGACGAUGUCUCUUCCAACGUUACGAAAGUUUUGGAUGUGGAGAGAAGCGGCGCGACGAUUGCGUAUGACUAUUUCACUCAGAAGCUCAUUGAAGAAGAAGAAGAAAGUUGCAGCAGCAGAGAGGUGAUGAAUGAUUUCAAGAGGAUGAGACGUGUUUUCGAGUACAUCGAAGACGCUGAUAUAUGGAAAUGGAAGCUACCGGAGAGCAAAGCGUUUCACAGUGGGAUCUUGGAUUUAGGGAUUGAGUACGAUUACAAUAAGAAUCAGUCGCUGUUUGAGGAGCUGCUCUCGUUGGAUCAUGAGAGUGUGAUCAACAGAGGGAGAGAGAGUUUGUGUCGGAAACGGAAGCUGAUUCAAGAGGCUUUGGAGAAGUCUUAUGAGAUUGUUCUUGGAGGUGAGGAAGAGUUUGGUCGGUGUUUGGCUGUGAAUGGAGAUGAGAUUGCGGAGCUGAGAAGCGAGUUAGGGAAUCAGUUGGCGGAGAAGAGCAAGAAUCUGAAGUUACGAGGUGUUGGAGCUGUUGUGUACAGAGUUCCCGAGCUUGAGGAUGAGACCAAAGUGAAGAUAAGUUUGAGGAGUGUUGGGGAAGAAGAAGACACGACGGUGGUUUCUCAGAGAUUCGGAGGUGGUGGUCAUAGAAACGCAAGCUCCUUCCUGUUGAGCUCCGUUGAGUUCGAGCAAUGGAAGGUGUGA
Messenger RNA from Microthlaspi erraticum, 999 nucleotides. The record is from the annotation of a GenBank genome assembly. Lineage: Eukaryota; Viridiplantae; Streptophyta; Magnoliopsida; Brassicales; Brassicaceae.